Staurois parvus is the source of this 606-nucleotide messenger RNA. Lineage: Eukaryota; Metazoa; Chordata; Amphibia; Anura; Ranidae. The record is from the annotation of a GenBank genome assembly.
CUGUCCGCAGUCUCUGGUCAUCUCCUGUACUGUGUCCGCAGUCUCUGGUCAUCUCCUGUACUGUCUGCAGUCUCUGGUCAUCUCCUGUACUGUCUGUCUCGUCUGGUCAUCCCUGUACUGUCCGCAGUCUCUGGUCAUCUCCUGUACUGUCCGCAGUCUCUGCAUCUCUGGUCAUCUCCUGUACUGUCCGCAGUCUCUGGUCAUCUCCUGUACUAUGUCCGCAGUCUCUGGUCAUCUCCUGUACUGUCCGCAGUCUCUGGUCAUCUCCUGUACUGUGUCCGCAGUCUCUGGUCAUCUCUCUGUACUGUGUCCGCAGUCUCUGGUCAUCUCCUGUACUGUGUCCGCAGUCUCUGGUCAUCUCCUGUACUGUGUUCGCAGUCUCUGGUCAUCUCCUGUACUGUCCGCAGUCUCUGGUCAUCUCCUGUACUGUCUGCAGUCUCUUUUCAUCUCCUCUACUAUGUCCGCAGUCUUUGGUCAUCUCCUGUACUAUAUCCGCAGUCUUUGGUCAUCUCCUGUACCGUGUCCGCAGUCUCUGGUCAUCCCCUGUACUGUCCGCAGUCUCUGGUCAUCUCCUGUACUGUGUCUGCAGUCUCUGGUCAUCUCCUG